CGAGAGCAGGGUGUCAGACCAGUUUUGCACAGCGAGAGUGGCGCAGCGCAGCGUCCGUGUGAGUCAGCACAAAGCCACAGCUGUCGCAAAAGGGACAAGAGAAGAAAAGCCUUUUUUAACAAUUUCUACUCUCCACUCGCCAGCACAGACAACACUGCCAGGAAAAGCUCUCCCUGAUCAGAGAAAACAAAACACAAAGGAGGAUUUUAAGAGAGCCAGGCUGAUAUUUUUUUCUCCUCUCGUCUCUGUUUCUCUUCCUCCUUCCUGCCUCUCUCUCUCUCUCUCCCUCUUUGUUUUUUCCUGCAGUACUCUCUCCUGUACCAAGGGGGGGAUUAAUACAGCCACCACACUGAGGGAAGAACCACUAGGAUUUUAAACAGAAGCCUACCGCACCAAGGGCAGGGAGAAAAAAGGAAGAAAAUACAAGAAGAAGAUCGAAGAAUCUCGAAGACAAACAAGCUACAGUAAGAGGAAGCAAGCUGCCUUCCUUUGUGCCUUCGCUGCCUUAAAUCGCUGCCUCCUCCCCAGCGCACCGUGUUGCCUCCUGUCGGGUCCGGACUGUCCGGAGCCUAGGAGUCUAAUGCCCGUAGAGGAUGAGUCCGGCGAUAGAGGCGAUGCAGCAGGCAGAGCAGCAGCAGCUUUUUUUGGGCAAAGGGGUUCUCCUUGAGCCCUUCGUGCACCAGGUGGGGGGCCAUUCGUGCGUGCUGCGCUUCGGGGAGCAGACCAUCUGCAAGCCCCUCAUCCCCCGCGAGCACCAGUUCUACAAGAGCCUGCCCGCGGCCAUGCGCAAGUUCACCCCGCAGUACCGAGGAGUGGUCUCUGUUAGUUUUGAGGAGGACGAGGAGGGCAACCUGUGCCUGAUCGCGUACCCUCUGCACAGCCACAGCGAGGUGAGCAGCGACCUGGAGAACGUGGCCCCUUCCUCGGACCUGGAGCCCAAGAACAAGAGGAAGUGGGACAACAAGAUGCUACUAGACAACGAGGGCUACGGCAAAGACCGUGCCCGCAACUCACGCAAGGACAAGGACAAGAGUCUGAAGCGUGAGGAGGAUCUGGAGUGGUUGAAGCAGGCCGAGGUGCUCUACUACACGCUAGAGCGCAGCAACGCCGCCCCCCUGCUCAAGCACAACCCCUGGAGCCUCAAGUGCCACCAGCGGCACCUCCAGCGCAUGAAGGACAACGCCAAGCACCGCAACCAAUACAAAUUCAUUCUCCUGGAGAAUCUGACGUGGCGCCACAAGGUUCCGUGCGUGCUGGACCUGAAGAUGGGCACGCGGCAGCACGGCGACGACGCCACCGAGGAGAAGAAGGCCAUGCAGAUCCGCAAGUGCCAGCAGAGCACCUCCGCCAGCAUCGGGGUCCGCCUGUGUGGCAUGCAGGUGUACCAGGCAGGCGUGAGCCAGCUGAUGUUCAUGAACAAGUACCAGGGCCGCAAGCUGACGCUGCCGGGCUUCAAGGAGGCCAUCUACCAGUUCUUCCACGACGGCCAGCGCCUGCGCGGCGAGCUGCUGUCGCCGGUGCUGCGCCGGCUGCGCGAGAUGCAGGCGGCCCUGGAGUCCUGCGAGUCCUACCGCUUCUACUCCAGCUCGCUGCUCAUCAUCUACGACGGCGAGCCGCCACGCGCGCGCCGCACCGACGAGGAGGGCCUCUCGGACCAGGAGGACGAAGAGGAAGACGAGGAGGACGAGACAGAGGAGGACGAGGAAGACGAUGAGGAGGAGGAGGACGACGAGGCGGUGCAGGAGGGGGCCUUCGGGUUCCCCCACCACAGCGGGGCGGUGGCCGGCCCCAGCAGCUGCACCGGUAGCAGCAGCAGCAGUAGUGGCAGCAGCAACGUGGCCGGCAGCAGCAGUGCAGGCGGCUUGGGACUCAGCCACAGCCACAGCAGCAGUAGCCUGGUCAGCGGCAGCAGCAACGGCAGCUCCAGCUCCAGCAGCAGUAACGGCAGCGGGGUGGUGAGCUCGGCGGGCUCGCGGCGAGGGACGCGCUCCCAGCAGGAGCCCAACGUGGACGUGCGCAUGAUUGACUUUGCCCACACCACGUGCCGGCACUUCGGCGAGGACAGUGUGGUGCACGAGGGCCAGGACAGCGGCUACAUCUUCGGCCUACAGAACCUCAUCACCAUCAUCACGCAGCUGGAGGACCACAGCACUGAGGACUGAGGAGCCCAGCUGUCGAGGUUGUACUGUACGCGCCUGGCUGCUCGAAAUGGCGGCAAGAACAUAACUACGUAUCAGUCAAACAUGCUCGCUCAACUCGCACCACACACCCAUGCGCGUGCUUUUUGCGUGCACAGAUGCGCGGCGGGGUGUUUUGGACGGAGCGCUUCGUUCCUGAUGGGCCCCUCUCUCUCUGUCUUCUCGGAGCGGAGAGGGCGAAUAUGAGGGUGUGCGAAGGCUCGUGUUUUCCCUGUCUCCCCGCCCCCCCAUCCCCUCAGGCCUGUCGGGCCGAGGACCUACGGUGGUUACUACCGCACACUGGCCACCCGUGUCUUUCUCUCUGUGUUUUUUUCUUUCGCUCUUUUUUGUUUUUCUUCUUUCUCAUGAGUUUGUGUUAGAGGAUAUAAAAAGGGUCGAUGUUGGUGACACUGAAAGGCAGUGUUCCUGUUAUCUUCUGUUUACUUGACUCUGUGACUGAAGCAAACAUCCACAACCCCAACCCCCCUGUUGGCAACUUGCCAUGUUACUGUUACAAGUCCCCCCUUCCCCUAUUUUGGUGAACUCAAAAGCAGAAGCUUCAGAAGAGAAAAACUGGCCAACAUGGCGAAGCAAAAAAAACACAGACACACAUGCACAUGCACACAUACACACAUACACAAGCACCUUGUUGCACAUACACACACUUUUGAGACAACAAAGACUGAUGUUAACUGGUCCCCAAGACCCAUUCCAGAAGUUUUUAAAGAUUUCAAACUGAGACGUGUGCUUUUUGCAUUCGUUUUCGCCUCCAGCUGUGCCUCUAGAUGGGAGCGUGGUGGAGUGGACAGCUGGCCGUGCGAGAGGGAAAUGCGCCGUGUGGAAAGAGCACAUUUCCCAUGGGAAGAAGAAGUGGCGAUUAUACUCGGAUAGCUACUUAGACAAGCAGAGAGACUAUAUAGAACUUUAUUUAUUUGACAUAUUUCUUAAAUAAAACUAAAAACAAAAAAAUUGAACACAACAACAAAAAAAAGAAAAACGUGAAUGAGAUUGAGACUACAUUCCAUCUUAUUAAUGUUAUAAUAAUAAUAUUAAUGAAUAUUGUUAUUUGACAUGUUCAGAUACCUCUGUCUUUUACUGUAUAUCUGUGUUCGAAUGGAAAAAAGUAAUAAUAAACUUGCUUUUGUUUUACGUCA
Molecule: messenger RNA, 3331 nt
Organism: Engraulis encrasicolus (European anchovy)
Lineage: Eukaryota; Metazoa; Chordata; Actinopteri; Clupeiformes; Engraulidae
Product: inositol hexakisphosphate kinase 2-like
Exons: 5
Coding region: 594-2162 (522 amino acids)
Biological process (GO): inositol phosphate biosynthetic process; phosphatidylinositol phosphate biosynthetic process
Cellular component (GO): cytoplasm; nucleus
Molecular function (GO): inositol hexakisphosphate kinase activity
Source: RefSeq, a predicted model, not a curated record